UGUAGACCUCAAAACCUGGAAUGCCAUAGUUGCAAAAACCAGUUUCUGGGUGAGGACUAUGGUUGGGUUACUCCGCACAAAAAAUUUGGAAUUGACUGUUCCAAAGUCAAAGCCCUAGUUAAAACUCAAAGCUUUGGUGAGUAGUCGGAAGUGAAGGGAAAAUGACGAAGUUCGUAACCAGCCGGAUCUUAGCAGGACCAUCGAUGAUGCUAAGAAGACUGUGUACGGCGGUGGAGGUAAAGGCUGAGACGGAGGCGACACCUGUGGAUGAUAAUGGAAGCAGACAUCUUUACAAGAGAUUAUCGGCGUUGGGUUCAACCAAAGGGAAGGUGUCGGAGGUUCUUAACGAGUACAUUAGGGAAGGAAAAAGCCGCGUUGUCCGGAAACAACAACUCCAAAGGUGUAUCACAGAGCUCCGCCGAUAUAGAAAACAUCAAUGUGCCCUUGAGAUCAUGGAAUGGAUGGUGAGCAGGGGUAUUAACCUUGGGCAUUCGGACCGCGCAAUACUUUUGGAUCUCAGAGCAAAGGUUCAAGGAAUUACAGCCGCUGAGAAAUAUUUCAACGACCUUUCACCUAAAGAGAAGCAUUGCUAUACGUAUGGAUCUCUUCUAAAUUGCUAUUGUGUUAAGAAGAUGGAGGACAAAGCAUUAGCUUUAUUUAAGGAAAUGGAUGAGAUGAACUAUGUUUCAAAUUCAUUGCCUUUUAACAAUCUUAUGUGCUUGUAUAUGAGACUCGAGAAACCGGAAAAGGUGCCUCCUCUGGCAGAGGAAAUGAAGAGAAGAAAUAUAAAACUAAGCACAUUUACUUACAAUAUUUUGAUGACUAGCUAUAUCUCUUCCAAUGACAUAAUGGGAGUAGAAAGAGCUUUUGAAGAGAUUAAGAGGGAAAACGAAAAAGCGUGUGACUGGACAACUUACAGUCAUUUGGCAUGUGCCUACUCCAAACUUGGAUUUAAUGAGAAGGCUGAGCUAGCACUCAAAAUGCUGGAGGAAGAGAUCAGGGGGGCACCUAACCGUGAAGGGUACCACUUUUUGAUCAGCUUGUAUGGAGGAAUGUCUAAUCUAGUUGAGGUGCACCGUGUUUGGAAUGCUCUGAAGUCCAAGUUUCAGGUAACAACCAAUUAUAGUUAUCUUAUCAUGCUUCAAGCUCUAAAUAAGCUGAAUGACAUGGAUGGAUUAAAGAAAGUGUUUACAGAAUGGCAAUCAAGCUGCUCUAAUUUUGACAUGAGACUAGCAAAUGCUGUCAUUAGUGCUUAUCUAAGGCAUGACAUGGUAGCAGAAGCUGAAAAGGUUCUUCUUAUUGGGAUGGAGAGAUCAAAGGGACCAUUCUUCUUUGCAUGGGAAAUGUUUUCAGUUUUCUUUCUGACGAAGGAGAAAAAUAUCAGUCGUGCUUUGCAGUGCAUUGAUGAGGCAAUAUCCUUGGUCAAGGACAAAGAAUGGUCUCCAAAAUCUGACAGCAUAAAUGCAUUUCUCAAUUAUUUUGAAGAAGAGAGUGAUGUUGAUGGUGCUGAAAGGUUCUGCAGUAGUUUGAAGAAGCUAAGUUGUCUCAAAGGUGAUGUGUACAAAUCAUUGAUGCAGACUUACAUUGCUGCUGGUAGAAUAUCACAUGAUAUGCGCCAGAGAAUGGAGGAAGAUGGGAUUGAGAUUAGUGAUGAGCUUAAAAUUUUACUGAAAAAGUUGAGCCCUGAAUGACGUUAGGAGUAGUAGCAUAUUGUCACACCUUCAUGGCUUUGUAUGUGCUGUUAUUAGCAUUUGUUCGUUUCACACUUUUUUUUUUGGCUUUUUGUUCGUUUCACACUUGAAAACCAAGAUUGUUUAUAAAACCUUAAUGUACUUUUCCCCCUCGAGUUACUUACACUUGGGGUUUGGCCAUCCAUCAUAUAUUCAUAUGCAUUUAAAG
Cuscuta epithymum is the source of this 1899-nucleotide messenger RNA. The record is from the annotation of a GenBank genome assembly. NCBI's taxonomy places the organism in Eukaryota, Viridiplantae, Streptophyta, Magnoliopsida, Solanales, Convolvulaceae.